Messenger RNA from Schistocerca gregaria, 2982 nucleotides. RefSeq lists its product as uncharacterized. Bases 96 to 524 code for a protein of 142 amino acids. Gene Ontology annotation, molecular function: DNA-binding transcription factor activity. The transcript has 4 exons. The record is from RefSeq and is a predicted model, not a curated record. NCBI's taxonomy places the organism in Eukaryota, Metazoa, Arthropoda, Insecta, Orthoptera, Acrididae.
UCGAAUCGAGUUAGCGGCAAAAGCGUCUGCUUUGUUGUUCACUGUCAUACUGACCGUGUAUCUUGAGUGGUUGUUUGUUUUCGCCAUUGAGCAAAAUGUCUCAGGUGUAUGAAAACAUCUUUCGUGACGCUCUGAAAGAUUUCAGAGUUUUGGAGGAUGGCGUGAUUUCAGGCUAUUGUAAUUCUUUGGAGGAGGGAGACCGUGUGACUCCUCGUAAGAGAUUGAGGAUCAUGGAUACUAGAAAAUCCAACUGCCCAGUGACUUUAAAUAUGAAGUGUAUAAGGGUGUAUCCUGAUUACUGUAUGCACUCAGCAACUGAACACAGGGAUACAAAGGCAAAAGUUCUUGCAAGUCUACAGAAAGAUUUGGCAUUGCCAUGCCCACCUAAGAGCUACCUACGUUUUUAUUUGACUGCUUCCCCGCAAGUGCACACACACAUGCUACUGAAAGUGUUGAAGCAAAGUUACUGCAGAUACCACAGCAGAAGCAAUUACUGUUACUGGAAUACCAGUAAUGUUUAUUAAAUUCAGUUAUAAAGUAGUUCUGGACAUUGCAGCUGGUGAGCAGUCAUCGGGCACCAAAAGAAGUGAGUAUUAAAUUUUGGAAUUGUGCCUUGAAAACAUGUGUAUCAUGUUGCAUAACUCAAUUACUUGUUGUUGAUUUAUUUGUUAGGUUCAGCUAUUAUGGAUUUCUGGCCUUCAGUCCAUGGGAAAAUUCACACCAGAGUGCAUGAAGACUGUUAUAUUCCAAGGAUAUCUUGGAAGAUUGAUAGUAUUCCUGAAGGAAAACAAUCCAUAUAGUGUUUCACGUGUGUAUCAAACUGCCAUUUGUUGUGGCACAUAAAUGUUUGCAACUUGAUUGUAAUUUUUGAACAGUUUCUCAACAAUCCAAGAAUUUCUUAUAAUGAGAAGUAGACAUUGUUGCUUGGUUAAAGGAAAUACAAAUCAGUCAAAACAACUACCUUAUUAACUUCCCACAGAGAAAUAUUUUUCACUACUGCUACUUAAAAAUUCAAAUGUGUGACAAAGUUUGCUUACAGAACUUGUCAUAAAGAUCUCCAUUAUUUGUAUUUUUUAGAUAGCUCUUAUUGUUUGAUCUUUCAAAUGGAAUGCUAUGACCUCCAUGUGAUCUAUUCCUUAGCAGUUAAUUAUCCAUUAAGGCACAAAUAUAUGAACAUUACAAUGAGAGGGGUCUUUAUGCCAGGCCCUGUAAAAGUAAUGGCAUCUUACUUAAUAUUAUUGUUGGGAAUUUGAUGGCACAGCUGUGGGGAGACCACAAAUUUCAGGGUUUGCUAACUGCAAAUCUGGCACACAGUUGCUGAGUGAUUAAAGUACUUUUCAUAAUGUCUCACUGUUGAUACAGUUGUAUGUGAGAUUAUAAACCUGUUUGAACAACACCUUCACUUCAAAUUGCUGCAGAGAAAUGGUUAAGGUAUCAGUGUGAUGCUCUAUGUGUUUCCUCAACUGUGUCCUCAUUGCUACUGUCUUCAUGUGAAAUUACUGCAGACACACUUCUGGAACCAAACCUGUACAUCUUGUGAAAACAGAUUAGUGGGCUAUUCCUGCAGCUUUCUGGUAUUUUAUCAAAACCUCACUCUGGAUAGGAAAUAAAGAUUGCACAGAAAUGCUUGCAUGGGUAUUUAUAUAUCUCAAAAUCUUCACAUGUGCAGUUUGGUAGAGCAAAGCUUAAAACAUAAUUACAGUCUUUGAACAUUGUACUCUCCAUACAAAACAUUGUCCAACUUCACAUUCACUAAUGUUGCAGUUAACUCAACUUUCCCUGGUGCAUAUCGCUGCAUGACAUGUUUCACAAACUUGGGCAGAAUUGUGCAGACAGUAUUUUCUAGAUAAGCUUGGAAGAAAUUGAUUUCUUAUAUCCGUAGUAGCCCCAUUCAAGGUCCCAUCUGUAUUGCAUUUUAGGAAGAAAAAAAAGAGUUUACAAUCUUGUUCAUGGCUUCAACUCCACUUUUAAUAUCAAUGGUAUCAAAAUUGCCCUUGUCCUCAUAAGCUUCCACUCUCUUUUCAUGUACCAAUAGCCACUGCUGUUAAACAUGCAUAAGUGUUUCUCUGUUGGUGAUUCUGAAAUUUCUUGCCACAUGCUCAGAAAUCUCUUCAUGUCAUUUGGUAUAUAUUCAGCCAUCUUCCUCAAACCUGUUUCAGACUGAAAAGGCACAAGUAAACUUUUGUCUGAGGAAAUUCUUGAUCAGUUGUGUUUAUCUCAGACUAUAAGAAAUCAGUAAACCAAUAGAUGGGAUUCCAGUCCUUGAAAAUGGCUAGUGCUUCAUGAAUGGAUCUCGCAUUUUCAACUUGAAUGAAAAAGAAAACCAAAUAACCCACAUUACUCUUUACAGCUAUAAAAAAAUAAAGGCAUAUCAUGUGUUGUUGUUUUUGUAUGUUGCAUAUAACAACUAUUCCUGUACUACUUCAAAAGAUCUCUUUGCUAACAGCUCUGAUAGAAAAAAGGUGAUGGUUUCACUCCUCCAUUGGCACCUAUACCAUGUUUGUAAUAAAUCAUAUGAUCGCUUUAGAAAUGAGUGUCCUGAUUGAUAUAAAAAACAGUUUUCAAAUUUUCUGUACAAACUGUAAACAGUUCCUCAGUUGGUGAUUGUGGAAGAGAUUGCCAUAGCCACAGUAUUGAUCCACUGUUAGGUGGUAAACCUACAAUUUCCUUCCAGUAUGAGCCAAGUGAAGUAAAACUGUGGUUGGAGAAAUGUUUUAUAUUCUUAAACUGAGUAUUUGUAACCCAUUAUGUUGGAUUGCAGUUCAUGUGUCAACACUUUAAAAUGUUUAGUUCUUCAGUGAUGACACUUGAUACAAUUUCAAUUUUUUAAGGCUAUUCUGUGUCAAGUUAAACUUUGAAUUAUCCAUUUAAACUCAUUUUUUGCUGUGUGGCAGAUGGAUUUAUGUUCAUGUAAUAUUUUUAACGUUGAUUGUAGUAAGAUGUAAUCAUAUGUAAAUGCCCAAUAAAAUAGAUUGAUAUUUA